UAAAUGGCAACACCUGACACCAUUUGUUUGGUCACUGGUGGCGUCUGAUUGUCGAUUAAAUAUUGGUAAUUUGACAACGCGUGUGUUUGUUGUCCCAACUCUAGAUAUUCUCGAGUAAAGAGUGAAAUAUUAUAAACUGAGUUAAGUUUUUACUACGUAGUAAAAUGGCUGAAAAGUAUGAUAAGAAUGGCAGUGAUUUUAAAAGAAAUUCAAAUCAAGGAGCCCAAGGAGAUGAACAUGAACAAGAACAAGAUGGCGAAGAUACUUCAAAACUAAAUGAAAAAGCCGGCGAAUAUAUGCGAGAAUUGUUGAGUGAGAAAAUAAAACUAAACAACACUAAAUUCCCUGUUUCUUGCAGACUUAUUGACCAAGAAGUAGCAAAAGUACAAGCUUCUGGUAGAAUCCCACACAGGGAUACGAAAUAUCUUGAUGUAUUCCGUGAGAAACCCAUCAAGGUCACAGUUAAAGUACUGGUUCCUAUUAAGGAACAUCCAAAGUUCAAUUUUGUGGGUAAACUCCUUGGACCUAAGGGAAAUACAAUGAAACAAUUACAAGAAGAGACAAUGUGUAAAAUGGCUAUUCUAGGCAGAGGGUCCAUGAGGGACAGGCAAAAGGAAGAGGAGCUCCGUAACUCGUUGGAGCCGAAAUACGCGCAUCUUUCCGACGAGUUGCACGUCGAGAUAUCCGCGUUGGCUCCCCCGGCCGAGGCGCAUGCGCGAAUCGCGUACGCCCUCGCCGAAGUGAAGAAGUAUUUGCUGCCGGACUCGCAUGAUAUGAUUCGACAGAAUCAGAUGAGGGAUAUGAUCGAUAGAGAUACGUCUGCAAGUAGACCCCCCCUGCUCCAAUUGCCCGGCUACAACAGUAAAGCAAUUGUAUACAAUGCGUGCACGGUCACAAAACGAUCAUUAUCCUAUCAAGAUCCUGUGCAAGACCAUCGCCUGUUUCCAGGCGCGCCGCCGCCACCCAUGCCGCGUCCGGCGCCGCCGCGCAUGCCGCCCGCGCGGCCCAUGCAACCGGCCAAGUCGAAGGUUUUCAGCAUACUGGACAGGGCGCGCACCGCUAUGGAGACGAGCUCGUACGGGUACGACGACCCGUACGGGAUGCCUGAGCCGCCGGUACGGCCACCACCGUCUCGCGCGGCGCCCGAACCGGACUAUUACUAUGAGCGCAGUGCACCCGACCGUUACUAUGACGAAGAGUACUACAAGGAGGAGCCCCGCGAGUACAAGAACUCGUCGCGCGAAGUGGGCACCCGGCGGCCGGGCCCCGGGCCCGCGCCCGCGCGCCACUUCGCGCGCCCCGCACCCUACCAGCGCCCCAAGUAGUGCGCACGCCUAUUCUAAAGAAACGCUCACACUAAAAAUGCCGAAUGAAAAAUGAACUAUCCACAAUAAUGGAAAUAAAAUGAACCUUAUAAAAUGAAGACAAAAAUCGUGUGAAAACAAAAUUGCAGUUUACUCUAAAUAUAUCAAAUCAAAGCAAAAUAAACUUUUAAUUGACAGUGAAGAAUAGUUUUUCAACUUGACUAAUGUAUUUUAAACGGUUUUAUCAUUAUCAAUUUAGCGCAUAUGUCGCAUUUAUAAUUAAUAAAAAAGUAGACUUAAAUCGUUCAAUUAUGAACAAAAAUCUUUUAAAAUGUAAUCAUAAAAGUAUAGUGAAAACGUAAUUUCAACAUGUUUUGAUAUAAAAAUAAUAUAUUAUCAUGAUUAAGGAAGGGAAAAUCAUAAAGCUAUGAUCGACAUUAAAUAUCUGGAAACAUGUUGAAUAAAACCUAUAUGUAAUAAUGAUUCUUGUGUGACACUUAAUAAAUAAAUACUCUAAAAUAUGAAU
Molecule: messenger RNA, 1830 nt
Organism: Zerene cesonia (dogface butterfly)
Lineage: Eukaryota; Metazoa; Arthropoda; Insecta; Lepidoptera; Pieridae
Product: KH domain-containing, RNA-binding, signal transduction-associated protein 2-like
Exons: 9
Coding region: 165-1325 (386 amino acids)
Biological process (GO): regulation of alternative mRNA splicing, via spliceosome
Cellular component (GO): nucleus
Molecular function (GO): mRNA binding
Source: RefSeq, a predicted model, not a curated record